Macaca mulatta (Rhesus monkey) is the source of this 791-nucleotide messenger RNA. RefSeq names its product piercer of microtubule wall 1 (gene PIERCE1). Lineage: Eukaryota; Metazoa; Chordata; Mammalia; Primates; Cercopithecidae. Gene Ontology annotation, biological process: axoneme assembly. Gene Ontology annotation, cellular component: axonemal microtubule. The record is from RefSeq and is a predicted model, not a curated record.
GUUCCCGACCCGCCCGCGGAGGAGCACCGCCCACGCGCGGCGCCUUUAAGGCCCCUCCGCUCCGCCCCAGUCACGUGACCUGGCCGUCGCUUGGCAACAGGACGCCGCCGAGUCCUGCUUUUCGACGCGCAAUGGCGGAGGAAAGCCCCAGAGCGUGCGCGGAGCCUGUGGAGCCCAAGGCCACGGCCCCGCCUGAGAGGACCAGCGACUACUACCGCGUAAGCGCGGACCUGCCGGGCAGGUUCAACAACCCAGGGUGGUUCCGGGGCUACAGGACCCAGAAGGCUAUCUCGGUGUACACGACCAGUAACCAGGCUUAUGGGAGCAGAGCCCCCACCGUGCACGAGAUGCCCAAAGUAUUUUAUCCAAAUUCGAAUAAAUUUUCCCAACAACUUGCAGCGGGCGGCAUGUUCCGGAACAACACUCUCAAUGUUUACCUGGAGAAAAGCGUCGUGACUGGCCCUGAUAACUACAUCACCUCCUGUGACCGGCUCAACUUCCACCCCAGUUACAACAUCAACAGGCCAUCCAUCUGCGAUUGAGGGGCUGGAAACCCCCUCUAGGAGUCCUCUGACCCCAGAGGCCUCCUGGAAAAUCAUUGUCCCUCAUCCCCCACAGUCGCCCGAUAGCGACGGCACACACUGUGCCGCCUUCCCUGAAAAUAUUAUUCCGUCUGCGGAGUAGGAAAAUGUGCAAACAGGGCUGUGAAGUCCUGCUAUUUAACGUCUAAUAAGUACAUGGGAAAAGAUGCUCAUGGUUGAUUUUGCAUUAAAAACGUUGUCACAUCCUGA